AUGGAGGUGUUCUUCGAGACUCAGAGUGGCUCAACGUUCUCCAUUGAAUUAGGUUACUGGGACACAGUGUUAGAGAUCAAACAGAAGAUCGAGAAGUAUCUACGUAUCCCUGUUUCCAAACAAACCCUUUUCUUCAAUGGCAAGGUUCUUCAAGACCAUCUUGAUAUCCAAAAAUGUCACAUCUUCGUCAACUCUCGUCUCCAACUCUUGGUCUCUUCUUCUCCAGUGAAUCAAACGGAGCAAUCUCCUCCGUCAAACUCAUCGGAACGGAUCAUCAACGAUCAAGAUUUGCCUGUGACGGUUCAAGUGAGAACAGUUCAUCAACGAUCAAGAUUCUUCUGUGAAGGUGAGAACAACAAGAACAACGAUCAAGUGAAUCAAACAGAGCAAUCUCCACCGUCAAACACAUCGGAACGGAUCAUCAACUUUCAAGAUUUGCCUGUGACGGUUCAAGUGGCUCAACAAACCGAGCAAUCUCCACCGUUAAACUCGACGGAACAGUUCAUCAACGAUCAAGAUUCUUCUGUGAAGGUGAAUCAAGUGCUUCAAAUAGAGCAAUCUCAACCGAAAAAUUCAGCUAAUGACGUCAUUGUGUGGAGAACCAUGAAAAAUGGUCAAGUGGUUCAAUACGGGGAAUCUCUAACGUCAAAACCAGUCAAAAAGAUCAUUAAGGUUCAAGAUUCGUCUGCGAAGGGAAGGACCACCAAGAAGAGGAGAAUGGUAGUAUAUGUUUUGCCAUAUUCCGGCGAGAGUGAAGCUAAGAUUCUGGUAGGUGUGGACCCGAGGGAUACCGUAAAAGAAAUGAGGAAAGAGUUGGUUAAGCUUCAAGAUAAUGGUCGGUUAAAUCUGCCUCAACAAGGAUAUUUCUUGACACACGGAAAGAGUGUAAUCAACGAAGAACAGUCAUUCACGUGGAACGGUGUUCAUCCUUGCGAUACGAUCAAGAUUCAUCCUCGAAAUGUCUCUGUUACUCAUAGCUCUUAA
This is a messenger RNA of Arabis nemorensis, 984 nucleotides long. The record is from the annotation of a GenBank genome assembly. NCBI's taxonomy places the organism in Eukaryota, Viridiplantae, Streptophyta, Magnoliopsida, Brassicales, Brassicaceae.